ACAUCUAAUUUGUCUUCUCAGCCUGAACUGUUAAGGAUGGCUAACUUCACCAAUGGCAAUUUCACCAAGGAAAACACUGCUAAAUAUAAAAUCGUGGAAAUGAUUUUCAUAGUUACUGUAACUGGGUCACUUAGUCUUGUCACUGUGGUUGGAAAUAUCUUGGUCAUGCUGUCAAUCAAAGUGAACCGCCAACUUCAGACUGUCAACAACUAUUUCCUCUUUAGCUUGGCCUGUGCUGACUUGAUAAUUGGCAUCUUCUCAAUGAAUCUCUACACCGUGUAUAUAGUCAAGGGCUAUUGGCCACUUGGGGCUGUAGUAUGUGACCUCUGGCUGGCACUAGACUAUGUAGUGAGUAAUGCUUCUGUCAUGAACUUACUCAUCAUCAGUUUUGACCGCUAUUUCUGCGUUACCAAACCACUGACCUACCCAGCUAGGCGGACAACCAAAAUGGCAGGAUUGAUGAUUGCAGUUGCUUGGAUAUUAUCCUUUAUCCUCUGGGCACCUGCCAUAUUGUUUUGGCAGUUCAUUGUUGGAGAGAGGACAGUACCAGAAGGACAGUGUUACAUUCAGUUCCUCUCCAAUCCAGCUGUAACCUUUGGCACAGCCAUUGCUGCUUUCUACCUCCCAGUGGUUAUCAUGACUGUGCUGUACAUCCAUAUCUCAUUGGCCAGCCGGAGCCGUGUGAGAAGGCACAAACCAGAGAGCAAGAAAGAGAAGCGGACUAAGCCACUCAGCUUUCUGAAAAGUCCCCUGGUCAAGCAGAAUAACAACAAUUCUCCCAAGAAAGUGGUGGAGGUGAAGGAGGAAGCAAAAAAUGGGAAAGUAGAAGAGCAGCCCUUGCAACCGUCUGAAACUACUGGCCACCAAGAGGAGAAAGAAACCUCUAAUGAAUCCAGCACGGUAAGCAUCACCCAGAUGAAUAAAGAGAAACAGGGGCUGGAGAUUGUACCAGCUGAUACAGGCGAGAGCCCUGCCCAUCCUCGGAUCAACCCUGCCUCUAAGUGGUCCAAAAUUAAGAUAGUCACUAAACAAACUGGGACUGAAUGUGUCACUGCCAUUGAGAUUGUCGCAGAGAAAGAAGCCCGUUCCACCCCAAUUACCUUAUCAAACAGUCGUCCGGCUAACGUUGCCAGGAAAUUUGCCAGCAUUGCCAGGAGUCAGGUGAGGAAGAAGCGACAAAUGGCAGCUCGAGAGAGGAAAGUCACCAGAACCAUUUUUGCCAUCUUGUUGGCUUUCAUUUUGACAUGGACACCUUACAAUGUGAUGGUCCUCAUUAAUACUUUCUGCGAUUAUUGUGUUCCUGAAACAGUCUGGUCCAUUGGGUACUGGUUGUGCUAUGUCAACAGCACCAUCAACCCAGCUUGUUAUGCCCUUUGCAAUGCUACCUUCAAGAAAACCUUUAAGCAUCUUCUGAUGUGUCAGUACAGGAACAUUGGUACUGCAAGAUAAUCUGGAUUUGGGGGAAGACUCAGCAAUGGGGUCAUUGUGGAGAUUUGUUAUUCUCCAACUAAAUAACUCUAAUAUUCUUAGUCAUAACAUUCAUUACUAGAUGGAGCCUUUCACCAAAUGCAGAAUCAGAACUAGUGAAAACAUACGAUUUCAACAUUCUUGAUUCUUGAAUAUUCACCAAGAAAUAGACAGAUCUUCCACCCAGAUGAUCCUCUUGACUGUGCUUCUUCAGAAAACAAAGGAGGAGGAGGAGGAGGAGGAGGAGGAGGAAGAGGAGGAGGGAGAAGAAGAAGAAGCUAGGGAUUAGAUGUAGUGAAGCCUCACAGUAUCACCAGACAGAUGUAACAGACUGUGCUCUUUUGCCCUGCUGCUCUUGAAAUACCAUAAACUUUCAUCAACUUCUAAUUUCUGCCUGACUAAACUAAGAUGCCUCUAUUGGUGCCUAGAGAGUACAUUAGAAAGAAAUGGAACAAAAAAAUAUCCUUCUUUCCUUGGAUGCAUUGCUGGCUUUAAACUUGUGUGCACCUAUGAGACAGAAAGAGUAGCAAGGGACAACAAGGUUAAUUAAGUAAACAGUGAAAAUGAAAACAAAAAUAUAUUGCUUCAGCACCAGUCAUCGAGCUGUAUCAAUUUCUAUUUGUAGGCUCUAGGAUUUUGUCUAGUUGAAUUUCCAGUGUCCCAGGUGCAAGGGACUUGUUCCUCUCAGGGAAUAUAUCAGCUGCUGGAUAGACCUCUCCGCUUCAUAGGCUUCUCAAGGACCUUACCAAAUCUGCCUCAACUCCAUUUCUCCAUGGCAGACUUCUUUCAGGAUGGGUUGAAUGCCACCUCAGAUUGUUUUGAAAAAACAAAAAACCAUGGAUAUCACAUGGAUACUCAAAGUUAGUUCUACAACAUUUUGGGUCACAUGCCAAAGUUGUCUAAAGUUAUUAAUCUCAAAGGUAAGCAUGGUGUCCUUGAAGCAGUGGAAGCUCAACUGCAGCUCCAAGGAGAACAGCAAGCAAAGCAACCAUGAUGGUGGGAAGAAGACCUCUACGCUGGCAAGUCUUUCUAAGAGAGUCUUUAAAGCCCUUUGUUUCUGUUCCUUUUAAAAUUAUGUCAUCAUACAUACCAAGUCCCACUUGCUCCACACAUAUUUGCUUAAGUAUCGUUUCUUCUUAUGUACUUAAUUUUUUUAAAAAUCCUGAUAGUAGGUUCUGAAGCAGGCUGUGGCGGAGAAAAACAAUGAGCUGCUGCCCCUCUUGUUUCUGCAUUAUGAAUUUGAGGGCAUACUAAGAAGAUACUCAUGAGCUUUGUAAAUGAGCAUUGCCUUCCUCCUAGUCAGUGUUGUCAUGGAUCCCUCAGCAUGUGGGUUCCAGUGUACAUAUGCAGCCUAAAUCCCAGAAUACUCAUGUUCUGCGUAGACCAAUUAAACCCAUGUUUUGCUCAGUGUCUCUGACGGGCACCCUCAAGAACAUAUUAGAGCAGAGUUUAAUAAGUGAUCCAAUGUUUCCUGGGUUGGUCGGAGUGACCAUGGUUAUAGACCUCUCUAUUUCAUGGCUAAGGGCUCUCAGUUUAAGAUAUGCCCUUACAUUUGGCCAAAGGCUCCUGCUUCACGUGGCUGUAGAGGCAGCUAGGCUGCCACUGCCUUUCACAUAAUUUGCAUAAUGUUGCCCAAAAUGCCUUGCAGUGUUUUUUAAAAAUUAAUUUAUUAAUUUAUUUGUUACAACUACAGUGGGAACCACUUAAACAAAUAAAAUAAUUGAACUACAUAUAGCACAC
Molecule: messenger RNA, 3207 nt
Organism: Thamnophis sirtalis
Lineage: Eukaryota; Metazoa; Chordata; Lepidosauria; Squamata; Natricidae
Source: RefSeq, a predicted model, not a curated record